UUUUUCCAUUUCAAAACUACCUAUAUAUAUGGGUACACACAAAUGCUGAGCGCGUCACUUGAGCAUUUGAGCUCCGGCGGAUCAAACUUCUAACAAUGGAUUGGUUAGCUGCUGUAGCCAUUGAUUUCGGGACAACAUAUUCAGGAUGGGCGUUUUCGUACAAAACCGAGUAUGAAAUGAAUCCUCUCAAAAUAUCAGCAAAGAGGUUUCCAGGAGCCACUUCAUCACUUAAAGCCCCAACCUGCAUUCUUAUCAAUUCUGACCUCAAAACAGAUUCUUUUGGUUAUGAAGCUGAAAAGAAAUAUGCCGAAAUAUGCGGAGAGAAUAAACAGGAUCAAUGGUUUUUCUUCAAACUAUUCAAAAUGAUCCUUUUUAACAAUAAGGCCAUAACAAGGCGUGACACACUAGAGGAUGUGAGUGGUAAGAAGCUACCGGCAAUGAAGGUUUUCUCUCUAGCUAUUGAGUACUUAAAGAAGGAUGUUUUAUUUACACUAAGCAACCACGUUGCCGGUGAUAUAGAUGUCACCGACGUACGCUGGGUUCUCACUGUUCCUGCAAUAUGGAACGAUGCCGCUAAACAGUUUAUGAGGGAGGCAGCACAGGAGGCAGGAAUUCCAGAAAAGAACUUACUUUUAUGUCUUGAACCAGAAGCCGCUUCUAUUUACUGUCGUCAUCUUCAGGUGUCCAAAGAAGCUACAUCAAUUUCCCAGUUUUCAUCUGGAACAAAGUAUCUAGUCCUAGAUGCAGGAGGAGGAACAGUUGAUAUAACUGUGCAUGAAGUUUCUGACAGUGGAAAGUUGAGAGAACUCCAUAAAGCAAGCGGUGGUGCAUGGGGAGGAACUCAAGUAGACAAAGCAUAUGAAGAAGGUCUCUUAGCUAAUAUUGUUGGUCCUGAGGUUGUCUCAGAAUUCAAAAGGCAACAUAUGGAGGACUAUAUUGAAUUUUGUCACAGCUUUGACGGCGAUAAACGGCACAUUUCUCCGACAAAACCAGAUGGAAAAGUGACAAUCCGCAUGAUACCUUCCCUGUCUCAACUUUGUGAAGAAAUGAGAGGAAAUUGCCUGAAGGACUUAUUUCUUCAGUCAAAAUUCAACAGCAAAGGCACAGUUACUGGCGAUAAGAUACGAAUUAGCACUGAAGUCUACUUUGACUUUUUUAAACCAACCGUUCUCAACAUCAUAAGUCACGUAGAAGAUCUAUUGUCCAAACCUGCAGUUCAAGGCUGUGCUGCCAUUCUAAUGGUUGGGGGAUUUUCUGAAUCCCCGAUGUUGCAGCAGAAUGUUAGGUCCACAUUCCAAGAUCUGAAAGUAGUAAUUCCAGACGAAGCAGGAUUAGCAGUCUUAAAAGGAGCUGUCAUCUUCGGACAUCAACCUGCAACAAUAACUGAAAGAAUAUGCAAGUUUACAUAUGGGAAAAAUAUUACCCAUAGGUAUAGAGAAAGCUGCAAACAUCGAAAGGGAAGAGUUGAAAAGGAUGAUAAUGGGGACUUAAGAUGUUACGACUUGUUUGACAUUCAUGUUAAAGCAGGCCAGUCCGUCAAAUUGAAUGAGGAACAACCAGAGAAAAUAUUGAAACCUAUUACCGAUAAUCAACCAAAUAUUGGACUCGAGGUAUAUUCAUCCUCUUCGACAGAUCCACAUCUUACAACAGAAGACGGAUGCAGCCUGAUUGGAAAACUAACUAUUCCCAUUCCGGACACAAGCUCUGGACGAAAACAUGAAUUUGGAAUUAUUUUUAUAUUUGGCGGCACGGAGAUUGUCGUGAAAGUCGUUGACAAAGAGUCCGGUGAAGUGAUGUUGAAAUCCGUCGAUUUUCUUGGAUGAAAUAUUAUAGGUUGAAGAAGAACACUUUCAGAAGUUUUAUUUACUUCUGAUUGCUUUAUGUGACGGUAUGAUUGAUCGCUGAUCGUAAAGUUUUUCCUUGUAUUGACGUGGUUCUCUCUUUUACGGCACACUGCUUCAAUAUCAACUAAUUUUGUGAAACAAGCUUGAAAUAUUAACUUGCAACAAACAACACAUAUAUCAGGUACUUUCAGUUUUGUUUAGGACUGUGUUCACGUGAGAAAUGAAUUUUCCUCUGUCUUAAACGAUGUACACUUUUCUAAGGAACCAUUGUCGAACUUUGUGAACUGCAAUUGAUGCAAAACACUAUGCAAGCAUGUUUUGCCAUUUAUUAUGACUUUAUUGAAAUCAAUAUUUCCAAAUGCAUAUGUAUAAUCAGAAGUGUAAAGAAGCACAAAAUAUUUGCUUUCAUUAGAAAAU
Ruditapes philippinarum (Manila clam) is the source of this 2261-nucleotide messenger RNA. Its product is annotated as heat shock 70 kDa protein 12A-like. Bases 96 to 1823 code for a protein of 575 amino acids. The transcript has 7 exons. The record is from RefSeq and is a predicted model, not a curated record. NCBI's taxonomy places the organism in Eukaryota, Metazoa, Mollusca, Bivalvia, Venerida, Veneridae. Gene Ontology annotation, molecular function: ATP-dependent protein folding chaperone; ATP binding.